This is a messenger RNA of Dictyostelium purpureum, 1002 nucleotides long. RefSeq lists its product as uncharacterized. NCBI's taxonomy places the organism in Eukaryota, Evosea, Eumycetozoa, Dictyosteliales, Dictyosteliaceae. The transcript has a single exon. The record is from RefSeq and is a predicted model, not a curated record. Bases 1 to 1002 code for a protein of 333 amino acids.
AUGGAGGUUAAAGAUCAUUUCAAUGUGGGAAUCCAUUCAUUUGUUUUGUCAUGUUUGAAGGCAUAUAAUGAACACCACCAUCUUACCAUCAGACCAGACGAUAUAUGGAUGUGUAUUGUAUCGCAGUUUUCCCUGUAUGCUAAUAAAUAUUCAGAUAAAAUUAAACACAAGUUUGUUGACUCAUUAUUACAAGAAAAAAAAGAACUAGAUAUUAGUGUAGAAAAUCCAAUAUUGAAAGCACCAUUUGACCAAUUAAUUUUAUUAUUUAUUGAUAAAAUAAAAGAAAAUAUUAAAGAUCCAUCUUUUGUGGAUUGGAUGAUCCCCAAAUUUUCAACAACAACCCAUAAUGAUACACUUGCUUUUACAGCAGCAUUAAUGUCAUCUAUUACAAAGUAUUUUAAUUUUUCAUUUAGUACUUAUUGUGGACUUCCAAAGGUAACACUGCAUGGAACGGUGGAGGAUUGGGUAGAUAUUAAAAAUAGAAUUGAAAGGUUAAAAGAGUUUAAUAUCAGCGAGCCCGAACCAGAUGACCAAAAAGAAACCAAUUAUAUGAAUAGAUGGAUAGAAUUACUCCACCCAAUCAUUGAUCAAUUUAUUGCAACUUCAUCAGGUAAUCCAGAUAAAGAAUGGUGGAACAAAAUUAUAAAUUUACAUCAACAGUCAGGAGGUGAUAUUAUAACAGGUUGGGUGGGUUCAUUUUGUGUGUUUGGUAAAGAGGGUCAAUGGAAUGCUAGUAGUCAUAUUAUGUCUAGCACCCAAUAUCCAGAACCACGUGUAUGUAUUUCAGAUAUUCCAUACGGAUAUACUUGCACACCAAUUGUUUUAAAAGAUGGUGAUGGAGUACAGUACAACUCUGAACUCUAUUCUGGCCAUAUAACAACAAAAAUAUUAAAUGAAGGUACAAAUUUAGAACCCUCAAUUGAUUGGAUGCUUUAUAUAAAAAAUAAUAAAAAAAUAAAAAAAAAUAUAAAAAAUACAAAAAAUAAAAAAUACAAAAAAUAA